Molecule: messenger RNA, 2130 nt
Organism: Melospiza melodia melodia
Lineage: Eukaryota; Metazoa; Chordata; Aves; Passeriformes; Passerellidae
Product: indoleamine 2,3-dioxygenase 2-like
Exons: 10
Coding region: 839-1945 (368 amino acids)
Biological process (GO): 'de novo' NAD+ biosynthetic process from L-tryptophan
Cellular component (GO): cytoplasm
Molecular function (GO): indoleamine 2,3-dioxygenase activity; metal ion binding; L-tryptophan 2,3-dioxygenase activity
Source: RefSeq, a predicted model, not a curated record
UCUGCUGGGGGAGCUUGGAUUUGGCGUUUUGCUGGAGCACUUUACAAAGAACCGUGAGGAAGGCAGGUGUUACUUGGGCACAGGCAGUUUCACAGGACAAACCCCUGCCCUUUAAAAUGAUGAAAGCAGCUGCAGCAAGCAGCACAGAGGAGAGGUGAAGGAGCUCUGACUGGCCUUGGCUCUACAGGAUUUUGGGGAGCACAAGAAGUGCAGGUGUCCUGUGCCCAAAGUGGGGCUAUUUAUCCCUUAUAGGAAUGUGUUUCUUGGUGGCGGAGUGACAAAACUAUCUUUUGUUUUUUUUUUUUAAAGGAAAUAAGCCUAGAAGUUUUUCUCUUCAAUGGUGAAAAGACAUCUCAUUAGACUUAGGGGACUUCAAACUUAAGGAUAGCUAAUUGGACAAGAGCCAAACCAAAAAGUUUUGCUUGGGCAAUUUGCUAGAAAAAGAAGAGAACAAAGAAACUAAUUGCUUUUGUGAGGUGUUUUAUCAGGGGCAAGAACCUCUUGCACCUGGAUCAGUUUUCAUCUGUAAAGAGUUUUGUUAUUUUGCCUUUUAUUAAAACCUUUUCAUUUCCGACACUACCGCAGAAGCCAUCUGCUGAUUUUAUACCUUCUGAGGUAGCUGAGCUGUCUUGGGUGUGAAAUAGAUCUCCAAGAGCUUGUGAGACCUGGCUUGAGGAGAACCAUAUUUCAAUCUGGCUCCACAGUGGGAGUGGGUGGGGACUGACAGAUUGUGGUCACCAUCCUUUCAUUUGUGACCACACAUGCUCACUUUACAGGAGGGGGACCCAGACAAAAGCCACCAGCAGUGACAGAGCUGCCAGCACCCUACAGGCCCUGGAUGGACAUUGCCCAUGAGCUGCCCCAGCUGAUCACGAGCCACCAGCUCCGCUCACGAGUGCACCAGAUGCCGCAGCUGAGCCCGCAGCAGCUCCGAGGGCGUGAGGAGCUGCACUUGGCACACCUGGUGCUCAGCUUCAUCACCAUGGGCUACGUGUGGCAGGAGGGCGAGGAGGGCACCGUGCAGGUCCUGCCCAGAAACCUCGCUGUCCCCUUCUGGGAGGUGUCCCAGGCCCUGGGCCUCCCACCCAUCCUCAGCCAUGCAGACUUUGUGUUGGCCAACUGGAGGAGGAAGGAUCCCAACGGGCCUCUGGAAAUGGAGAACCUGGACACAAUCGUCACAUUGCCUGGAGGAGAGAGCCUGAGGGGCUUCAUCCUUGUCACCCUGCUUGUGGAGAAGGCAGCUGUGCCUGGCAUUAAGGCAAUCCCCCAGGCCCUCGGUGCCACCCUGCAGGGGGACGAGGAGUCCCUGCACAGAGCCCUGGAGGAGCUGGCAGGGGCCAUCGAGGCCAUGAGGGAGGCACUGAGGAGGAUGCACGACUAUGUGGACCCAGAAGUAUUCUACUCUGUGAUCCGGAUCUUUCUCUCUGGCUGGAAGGACAACCCUGCCAUGGCCCACGGGCUCGUCUACGAGGGGGUGUCCGCGGAGGCGCUGGCGUUCUCGGGGGGCAGCGCGGCGCAGAGCACGGUCCUGCACGCCUUCGAUGAGCUCCUGGGCAUCUGCCACCGCCAGGACUGCGCCGCCUUCCUGCUCAGGAUGAGGGAGUACAUGCCCCCGGCCCACCGAGCCUUCGUGGAGCAGAUCCGCGGCGCGCUGUCCCCGCGGCACCUCGUGCUCUCCUCGGGGAACGCGCGGCUCCGCGCUGCCUUCAACCGCUGCGUGUCGGCGCUGGCAGAGCUCAGGUCCUACCACAUCACCAUUGUCACCAAGUACAUCGCUGUGGCAGCCUCCAAAGCCAGGGCCAGGCGGGCAGAGCUGAACGGGGCUGGCCCUGCUGUGGGAAAGGCGCCGUCGGCACUGGAGGAUAAAGGAACUGGAGGGUCGCACAUCUUCAGCUUCCUGAAGAGCAUCAGGGACACCACCAGGGAGGGGAUGAUAAGGGCUUGACUGUGGUGGUGUUUGUGGGUGUGAUGAGAAUCUUGACUCCAUGUUUCAGAAGGCUGAUUUAUUAUUUUAUGAUAUGUAUUAUAUUAAAAAUGCUAUAUUAAAGCUAUACUAAAGAAAGAGAAAGGAGACAUCAGAAGGCUAGAAAAGAAUGACAAUAAAAUCUUGUGACAGACUCAGAGCCUCAA